AUGAAGGAGGAAGGAGCUGGUGGUCUUGUUGUUAGUGUCAAACUGUUGUCAUUGGCAAUGGCAAAACAGGUUGUAGAAGGUAGUGUAUGUCAUGGUGACAAUGAUAGUGACAAGUUUCGCAAACAAGAAACAAUGAUGCACAUGCACACAACAAAUAAAGGACCUAUAACAAAGAGCAACAAUCUGGCACACAAUGACGACAUUAACAGUGGCAAACAGUGGCAAACAGUGAUAUCAAAUGAUGGUGGGACAACAAGGACAACAAGGUUUUAUGUUCACGACAUGGUGAAGUGA
Molecule: messenger RNA, 294 nt
Organism: Sphenostylis stenocarpa
Lineage: Eukaryota; Viridiplantae; Streptophyta; Magnoliopsida; Fabales; Fabaceae
Source: the annotation of a GenBank genome assembly